Molecule: messenger RNA, 823 nt
Organism: Callorhinchus milii (elephant shark)
Lineage: Eukaryota; Metazoa; Chordata; Chondrichthyes; Chimaeriformes; Callorhinchidae
Gene: cunh15orf40
Product: chromosome unknown C15orf40 homolog
Exons: 4
Coding region: 177-566 (129 amino acids)
Cellular component (GO): cytoplasm
Source: RefSeq, a predicted model, not a curated record
GGCGGCUGCCUGGCUUCCCGCUGGCACUCCCUGGGGGUCUGUCUCGACUUUCGCUGCUGCGUCUGUCCGCGCCAGCCGAGGCCCGGGCUUUCAGCGGCUCUUUCCUGCCGGGGGAGCCGCCGGGGGGAGGGGGCAGUGUCAGGCCGCCCCGCGGGGGAGGAGGGCCGCGUGAGGAAAUGCCUAAGAAGUCAAAAGAUGCCAAACUGAAAAAGGGGAAAAUCAAGGACUCCGCGAAACCAACGUCGGCGCCGGCGCCUUUGGGACCCGCGACCCGCGGGAAAGACGGCGCCAUUUCCGUGGCCGUUCGCGCCAAGCCUGGAGCCAAACAGAACGCAGUGACAGACGUGACCCAUGAAGCAGUUGGUGUAGCCAUCGCAGCACCUCCAUCGGACGGGGAAGCGAAUGCAGAGCUGGUUCGUUUUCUAGCGCAAGUUUUGGAAGUAAAGAAAAGCCAAGUUACUCUGGACAAGGGCUGCCGAUCUCGUGAGAAGAUAGUAAAGGUUUCAGGCUCAUUGACCCUAGAGGAAGUGCAUGAAAGACUCAAGUCUGCAGCAGCCACAAACUAGGACAAGGAGCAUGGCUGACUAGAAGAAGCCUAGGUGAAGGCACUGGUACUGUGGAAUGAGCCAACCUCAGAUUUGCACAGCAGUGAAUACUGCAAAAUGAAUUGACUACAUUUUGUGGUUGAAACGGGUCGAAAUUGCUGGUGCGAGGAGUUGCCUACAAAAACGGAAUUACUGAAGUCCAAUGCAAAGUACAGUGCGUUGUUGUCUCUUGGGGUGUUGUAACUGGGAUGAUCACCAGGACUUCCUGAUAGCAGCAC